ACAGGAUCUGCUUCGAUAAAAUGUUAAUGUUCUCCUGAACCUUUAAUAGAACCUGUCUGGUAAACUGCUUCUUCCACUCUAGAACCCUAAAUCUGUGCAUUUGCAAGUUUACACUAACUGAACCAUGGCAGCUUGGAACAGAGAACCUGAGGGAAGAACACAGUGUGGAAGCUUCAAACGUGAGAAUUAGUGUUCCUUCCUGGCACUGAGCUCACCGUGUUCCCCUUCAGCAGAUGCUUCUUGUAUUGCCUCCAGCAGGCUGUGCACUGUUAGGUGUAAUCCUGCCCCCUGGUGGCCUUUAAAAGUCGAUUAGAUCCUAGUAUACAUACCAGGUCAACGGAGGAGAUGAAUGAUUGCUCAUCUAACUAAUAAAUCAGAAUUACACAAAAGACAGAAACGAAAAAGUGAAAAUAUUCAAAUCAUAAAAAUGUCUCCUUUCUUCCUUCUUAUUGCAUUUGAAAAUGCCAUGAGUAAUGGACUCCCUCAAUCACAAGGCCCUCUGUCAUGCUUUCAGUUCUAGAAAUAUUCUUUUAUAGUUUUAAGUUCACCUCUUCAUCACCUUCACUGCUUUGAGUUCUUUCCUCUUCUGGAUCUCAACACUGAUGGAGGAAUGGGGAUGCUUUUGGCACAGCAGUUUCACAAAGACAUUUCAAAAUAAAAGCAUCUGUUUGAUGAAUCAACUCUGGAACCAAACAUGGAGAAAAAUACUUUAAUAUUUUAUCUUUUCUUCUGGAUGACUGUAAAUAUCAGUUCACGUUUUGAUCUUUUGAAAAAGAGACAAUCUUUUUUUCCCCUGGCAAAUAAAUGUUAUUGUGUGACUUGAGGCGCCUGAACCUGAAUCAUUUUUGUCUGCAGACACGUUUCAUUUUAGAACAUUUGAGAAAUGUUUGGCCAUUAAAUGAUCCUGGAGGUCAGAUUGAGUUGGUAGAAAAACCUCAGACUUCCUGAAUAAUUUUAAAUGUUUGAAAUUGAGAUUCUGUAAGGAGAAACAAAAACAACUGACCCACUGUUUCUUCUCCUUCCAUGUGUGUUUUUUUGGCUGAUGGCUUACAGUGUUGAGGUGCAUUACCGCCACCUACUGGUUUGGAGAGUGGGUCAGAAUGUCAACCCACUAAUUCCCUUAUAUUUUAGUCAUUAAUUUUGUCUGCUUAAAAAAAGAAAUUAAAAACGGAAAACUGCUGGUCUUACUCAAAAUAUCUGUUAUUCUCCCAUUUUAUAUCUUAUCUUCAAGACACAUCCCUUCAUCAACUGCCUCUGAACAGAGAACUUCCCACAAACCAUCUACGAGAACCAGAUGGUUUGUGUUACCUAUGUGGAUCAGAACUAUACAGAGGAGUUCUGAAAGAACUAAUAUUUUAAAAUCUGUUCUACAAUGAUAUGGGAUCGCUAAACCUUCUGCUGGUGUGGAUCGAGCUAGUUCUGGUUCUGAGCAGCCUGGAGAUGUUCCCCAGCUGGUUGAAACGUUUCUGGUUUACAUUUUUACAAAGUCACUGUGUAACAUUUGUGAGAUAAUGAUGAACAUCACUCUGAGCUUAACUGAAGGAAAUGAACAUGAACCACUGAUGGAUGCAGGUCAGACAGACUAGCAGAACUGUCUAUGUGAGUCAGAAGAAUGAAAUGAGCAGUAGGAUGUCAUCAGCAUAGAGGAUGUAAAGGUCCAUGAAUCAGCUGAUCGACUGUUCUGAAGGCAGCUUGUUCAACAGCAUCCUUAUGUCAUUUCUCACCAUUAUUAAAGUUCUAUCAUUAGAAAGAUUAAAACUGAUAAGAACGUCAAGCUUCUCCACAAAUCCACCAUCCAGAUCCUGAUGGAUCAGAGGAAUAUGAUCGAUCGUCUCGCUCAUCAUUAUAAGAUCAUUUGGUUUAGUUUAACAGCAGUUCCGAUGCAACCACUGGGGGCGCUCUAGCACACUAAAUUGUUUCAACCAGAUCCACAGCAAGAAUUGGGUUUGAUGAUUUUUGCCGACUUGAAUCUAUGAAAGACUCAGACCUAAACUGGCAUCUGAAAAUGGAUCAAGACUGGAGCUUGGACCUGGAUCUGGUCCCAACUCUGCAAGUGACCUGUUGUGACGUUCUCCAUCUGCUGCAGACUUGGCCUUCUUUCCUGACGUUUGAAAGUCAUGAGCAGGUUUAGGAUUCAUGAACAUUCCUGUUUUCUUUCCCUCCAAGAACCAAUCAGACUUUGUCCAUGAGAUGUUUGUCUUUUGGAGGAGAUGAAGGAAACAGCAGCAGCCCUCAAACAGCUGACCUCUUUUAGAUGGACUUUGAGCUCUCGCCGCCGCUGUACCUUUUACAACACAGCGUGUAUUCUGGGUCAUGUUUUUACACAUACUUCCUCCUCUGCAGCUGACAACCAGAGCGUGCAGAGACAUCAGGAGCUUCUGACCUUCGCCGCACAUCAUCAUGGAGCACCGGCUCUGCUUCCUUUCCAUGCUCGCUAUUCUGUCCUCCUCUGGAGCACAAUACAAUCCUCUCUCAUUGGUCCGGAUGAUUUCAACCUCAAGCACUUCAGUUUCCAUGGAAACCAAGACUACUGUGACCCCAUUUGUUCCAACUGAGACUCCCACUGACCCCAACACAGACUUGACUGAUGUCACUGACUUCAACACAGAUCCCCCAACUACGGCUAUGAACACCAUAGAGCCACCUGGUCCCACUGACACCAACACAGACUUGACUGACGUCACCAGAUCUACUGCCAACCCCUUCCUUACACCUGUGACUACAAUGGACUCCACCACCCCCACACAACCCUAUUCUCCCACUCCUGGCACAACUGAAGCUUCAGGCAGUACUGUCACCUCCUCAGAGGGUGUUACUGAACCCUCACAGAGUACUUUUAGUACAACAACUAGGCCCAAUGAAUCUCCUACCAGUAUUGGACCAACUACUGUGAACUUGACACCAGAGUCCACCAAUAAUACUGACUUCACAAAUGCAACUCAAGGAACUCCCUCGACCACACUCAGCACCACACCGAUAUUCUCCCACACCACGCCGGACUUUAUUACAAUUAGCUUCACAACCAACUCAACUACUCAGAUUUCAACAUCAACUCCAACUAUUGGUGCUACUGCGUCUACUCUGGCCCCCACCCCUUUUGUCUGUGACAAUGGUGGGACAGCACUAGAGAAUAUGAUCUGCAUCUGCCCGGAUGAGUGGACAGGACCAACGUGUUCACUACAAAACUUCUGCAACACCACAAAGGUCGGAGAAUUUCAAUUCCCACGCACAUUAGUAGGCUUCUUUGCAUAUUCUGAAAGGACGUGUCCUGAUGGAACAAGUGGUGCUGGAAAACCUCAAGCUUCAGCCAGAUGCGUGUUCACAGGACAAGCCCCUGGAUUCAGUCAUGUUCAGGUCCUUCAGUGUGACCAGACGCUGAACGACAUCCUGCAAAAUCUAACCAGCACAGCCGAUCUAGAGGUGCUGGCCUCCAGCACACAGAUUCUGACCUCCAAACCAGAAGAGUUGAAGUCUGAAAACAUAACAGCUGCCACUCAGAUAGCCAACACUUUGCUGCAGUCUCCUAACGCCACAGAGAACACCAGGGCAGCAGCCAUCGCUACAGUCAGCCAGCUGAUGAGCGCUCCAGUCAACACAGAGGAAAACAACGCCACCCAGAGUCUGACCCAAACUCUGGACAGCCUGUCUGUGAAUCUGAGCCGCAGUCACAACACAUCUCAAGUGGUUCAACCAAACCUGGUGGUCCAGUCAACCCAAAUCUUGGCAGAUGACUCUCAGGGGGUCCAGUUCUCCUCCUUGGCAGGAACGUCAGGGAAUUUUUCAGCCAACAGACUCCAGCUGAACACCAACACUCCGAAUGUGGUCGUGGAUAACGGGACAACAGUAGAAGCAUUGGUGUACUUACGAUUUCGCUCUGGUCAUUCAACAGGUCCCCGACAGACGCUGGCCAAUGUCUCUAUGGGAUUUGUCCUCUACCAGAACAACCGCUUCUUCACAUCAAAAAAGUACAGGUGGCGCCAAACUACCAUCCGGGUCCUGUCUGCCACCGUCAGGAGUGAGGAGCGCAGCGUCACGCCAGAACACGUGGAGCUGCAGUUCCGACCAGCAGUUCCUGAGGGGUUCCUGCUGCAUGACUUCUCCUGCGUUUUCUGGGAUUACAACCUUCUGGACUGGAGCACCACCGGCUGUUCUAAGAGAGAAGCUUCAGAUGGAGUUCUGCGAUGUUUUUGUAACCACACCACCAACUUCGCCGCUCUUUGGUCCUACACACAGGACUUCAAAUAUGCAGAAGCUUUGAACAUAAUCUCCAUCGUGGGAUUGUCGUUUUCCAUCCUGGGUUUGGUGGUCACCAUCCUUCACCACAUCAGAGAAAAUUUCCUCAGGAAGAGCCGGAAGCAGGGCACCAAUGUCAACUCCAGGCUGGCUCUGCUUUGCAUUUACGUCAGCCUAUUGGCUUUUAUCAUCACCUUCAUUGCUGGAGUCCAGAACCAGCCCUUGAACACGGAACCAGAGGGGGUUAAAGACAACGUCAUUCUGGACUCUGAAGAGCACGUGUGGCCCGACGCGGGGCCCUGUACGGCGGUGACUGCGCUGCAACACUUCUUCCUGUUGGCCACGUUUUCCUGGAACAGUGUGUACGGCACCCAGUUGGUGUUGCUGGUCCGCUCGAUGCGCCGCAACCUCCCGCCAUUCUGGACGCCACUGAGCAUUGCAAUGGGAUGGGGACUUCCUGCUGUCGUCAUGGCGGUGACACUGGCUGCCACCUACAGAGCAGACUCACCGUUGGGAUACCGCCAAGAGGAGUUCUGCUGGCUGGCGGGUCUGGAGAAGGAUCACUUCAGCUUCAGGAAACCGUUGUUCUGGGGCUUUCUGCUUCCAGUGGGCCUGAUCCUGAUCUACAACAUAGUUUUACUGCUCCUCACAUCCUUUAUCACCUGUCGAGGUGACCCCAACCUGAGAAGCACCCGCCACUCGUCCUUCACCAGCAAAGUUCUGGUCAGCUUGUCUCUGGCUGUGCUGCUGGGUCUCUCUUGGACUCUCGGGUACCUGGUUCUCAUACCCAAUGGAACCGCAAAGACCACCUUCAGCAUCUUGUUCUGCAUCUGCACAACAACACAGGGGGUUCAGAUCUUCAUAUUCUUUACGGCCAGAACUCCAACCUUCAGAAACGCUGUGAGGCACUCGGUCCAGUAUGCCACCUCAGUCAGAGACAACCUGAACAGCACCAAGUACCAUCUGUGGAAGAACCUGAGGGAGAGCUUUACCACGGAGACCUACAAGGACGUGAAGGAGGAAACCACCAGCCUGUAAGAAGAAGGGAAACACCAGCCUACAAGAAGGAGGGAAACACCAGCCUACAAGACGGAGGGAAACACCAGCCUGUAAGAAGGAGGGAAACACCAGCCUACAAGACGGAGGGAAACACCAGCCUGCAAGAACGAGGGAAACACCAGCCUGUAAGAGGGAGGGAAACACCAGCCUGUAAGAGGGAGGGAAACACCAGCCUGCAAGACGGAGGGAAACACCAGCCUGCAAGAACGAGGGAAACACCAGCCUGCAAGAACGAGGGAAACACCAGCCUGCAAGAAGGAGGGAAACACCAGCCUGUAAGAUGGAGGAACCAUCAGCCUGUAAGAUGGAGGAACCAUCAGCCUGUAAGAAGGAGGAACCAUCAGCCUGUAAGGAGGAGGAACCAUCAGCCUGUAAGAUGGAGGAACCAUCAGCCUGUAAGGAGGAGGAACCAUCAGCCUGUAAGAUGGAGGAACCAUCAGCCUGUAAGGAGGAACCAUCAGCCUGUAAGGAGGAGGAACCAUCAGCCUGUAAGAAGGAGGAACCAUCAGCCUGUAAGAUGGAGGAACCAUCAGCCUGUAAGAAGGAGGAACCAUCAGCCUGUAAGAAGGAGGAACCUUCAGCCUGUAAAGCGACCAUCAAGCAUGGGGUUCCACUCCAACAGAUCUAUAAAAUACCAUCGACCAGCACAGCUUAAAAUCCUGCGUUAGAUUAUUGAUUUCUGUUCAGUUUUAUCUCAUUUUUUUAUGUUUACCUGAAAGUAUUAUGUUCAUAUUUUUGUGCACAUUAUUUUUUUACAUUUUACCGUCAGUUUUUUUGAUUGUUAGAUGCUGAAUUUUCUCUACUUUUUAAAGUUUUGACUAGUCUAUUAAAGUGCAUUUUAGUUUGAAAUUCUAUUUGCAGUUUUACAUUCAAUUAAAUUUCCAUGUUUAAUCUACAGUUUUGUCUUUGAGUCUCAGUAAAGUGUUUGUGAAUAGAAAGAUUCAUGCUGAUGACAGUUUUUUUUUCUUCCAGAUAAAACUUUUAAAGAAGACUUUAACAUUUUCAGUCUUACCAAAUGGUCUUAAUUCUGAGCAAGAAUUCAGAACUUUAAUGUUGUAGUUCAGAUGAAUGGAAGAGAUAAACCUGUUUGAUGAAAGACAUGAAGCAUGUCAAGAACCAGAGAACCAAAGGAUGCUGCUGUACAUUUAGACAUGCUCUCAAAGGGAAUUUGUAAAAAAAACACUGACAAUGAUGUGAAGUAAAAAUGAAGAGUUGAUGUCAGAUUGGAAAAGUCAGUUAGUAAGUGUUUCAAAAAAAGCAUUAAGGGGGCGCUGUCGAGCCGGAUUUUCCCAGAGACGUCUAUAGAAAACACAAAAAACGGAUUUUCUCAGAAACCUUUAGAAAAAAACUAUGAGGAGUAAACCAAAUAAAACUGGAGGAACAAUCAGGAAAACAUGAACUGUUGUGAUGCUGCUGUUUUUUGUAAAAGAAAACAGAUGAGUCUGCAGGGGUGACCUCUGACCUCAGGGCCCGGUUCUGUUGCAUGACGGGCUGAAACACCGUGUGAUUGUUCUGGCUCUACCAUCAGUUUUCCCUUCUCUGCUUGAGAGGUUUUAUCCU
Molecule: messenger RNA, 6852 nt
Organism: Oryzias melastigma (Indian medaka)
Lineage: Eukaryota; Metazoa; Chordata; Actinopteri; Beloniformes; Adrianichthyidae
Gene: adgrg7.1
Product: adhesion G protein-coupled receptor G7, tandem duplicate 1
Exons: 16
Coding region: 2401-5271 (956 amino acids)
Biological process (GO): cell surface receptor signaling pathway; G protein-coupled receptor signaling pathway
Cellular component (GO): membrane
Molecular function (GO): G protein-coupled receptor activity
Source: RefSeq, a predicted model, not a curated record